Necator americanus (New World hookworm) is the source of this 1332-nucleotide messenger RNA. RefSeq lists its product as uncharacterized. The record is from RefSeq and is a predicted model, not a curated record. Lineage: Eukaryota; Metazoa; Nematoda; Chromadorea; Rhabditida; Ancylostomatidae. The transcript is spliced from 5 exons. The coding region runs from base 1 to 1332 and encodes 443 amino acids.
AUGCACGGUGCUGAAGGCAGGUCAGUAGCGGUCAGCCAAUCUUCGUGCGUACCUCAUAUCCCGAGCGCAAUCAAAUAUGCUGCUCAAUUGCUAGAAACAUUCCUGACAAAACACCAGUCUUACUCGAAGGAAUUGAAAAUGAUCGGGCAGGACAAUGAACAAUACGGAGAUAACACAACUCCAUCAAACCUCGUGAAUUUAGUUCAACAACAGAAGAAGGAGUAUAGAGAAGUCAAAAUCAAGCCAAACAAAAAAGGACUAGAGGAGGACUUCGAGAAAAUUAACAGGGAAAGUCCAUCUAGUGAGAAUCUUGCACAAUCGAACGAAAUGCUGUUCAUACUAGCAAGGUCCAACGAAUUCCGAGACAAAAAGCAGAAAGUUGCUGCAGAACCUCACAUAGAAGUUACUAUACUACGCAGAACACUAGAGGAUAACUGUCAAGAGUCCAAAAAUGAGCAGAAUGUGCGAUCACAAACGAACUCGCCUCAUGUCAAGGCGUUUGUGAAUAUUGACCUAAUGGGCUGUCAGGUCUCUUAUAAAAGCCUUGUGACUCAUUGUUCUGCUGUGUGGUGGUCUGUUACGUUAUCAGAUCCAACGAAAGAGGUUGGGCGACGACCUGUGGUGAAAGCUAAGCUCGCCGUGGCAGGGCUGCUUAGUUUGGGGAAAAGUCUUCUUGCCACUCCACCAUAUUCACUGCCUCAGUACCCUGCACACUGGGCCCUGCCGUCUCAGACGUCGGACGGUAUGGCGACCGGUGAGAGGCGAUCAAAUCUCAGUGGUUCUGAUCACCUUCUCCUUCGUGCUGAAAUACGACUUAGCCACACGAUGGAAAAGAACAUCUGCUAUCGGCAACGAAGGAGAAAAGAAGUCGUCUACGACGAUUGCGUAUUCGAGGACUCCUUGUCCCAAGGUGACUGGCACAUCGACGAGGACCCAUUUGUAGACUACGAGAUGCUGCUCGGAGGAUUACGAGCCUGUGCUGAGCGUAUCUCGAAGCCGCGCACAACAAACUUGGAUCGAAUUUCGAAGAUCACCAAGGAGUUGUUGGAAAGAAGAAGGACUUUGAGGCUUGAUCCAAAUUCCUUGCUUAGCGAGGACGGGACUCGCACGUCUUCACGUCGUGAGAUGGAAAUCAUUACGGAGAGGUUCUACUCGAACCUUUUCCGUUCAUCAACUCUUGCGUCAAGCCCGAUCAUCCCCAGUGGUGAAGCUCCACCACGGAUUCUCCCUUCGGAAAUACGAGCCGCUAUCAAGAGCAUGAAACCUGGCACCGCCCCCGGACCGGAUUUUAUAUUAGCAGACUUCGGGCUGGUGGCCAUCCACUUCAUGUAA